CGACAUCAUUGUUGAGUGAUCGUUCGUCGCCCUCGUGUCGAGGAGAGACGCCGUUUCAUAUUAUUGUGAAAGCAUAGCAAGCAAAUUCCUCAAAUAUGCCUCAGAAUGAGUAUAUGGAACUCCACCGGAAGCGGUACGGCUACCGGUUGGACUACCAUGAGAGAAAACGGAAGAAGGAGGCUCGAGAACCUCACGAGAGAGCCAAGAAAGCCAAGAUGCUGACUGGUAUCAAGGCCAAGUUAUACAACAAGAAGAGACAUGCAGAAAAGAUACAGAUGAAGAAGACUAUCAAAAUGCACGAAGAGAAACUCAACAAGAAGCGUAAGACGGACGAGGUGCCAGAGGGCGCUGUUCCCGCGUACCUGCUGGAUCGCGAGGGCCAAUCACGAGCCAAGGUCCUCUCCAACAUGGUCAAACAGAAGAGGAAAGAGAAGGCCGGCAAGUGGGACGUCCCCAUCCCCAAGGUACGAGGCGUGUCCGAGCAGGAAGUCUUCAAAGUGCUCAAGACGGGCAAGAGGAAAGGUAAAGCGUGGAAGCGGAUGGUCACCAAAGUUUGUUACGUUGGCGAGGGAUUCACAAGAAAGCCGCCCAAAUAUGAGCGCUUCAUCCGACCAAUGGGUCUACGUUUCAAGAAGGCUCACGUUACGCAUCCGGAACUGAAAGCAACGUUCUACCUUCCCAUUAUUGGAGUUAAGAAAAACCCAAACUCACCUCUGUACACACAACUAGGGGUCAUCACCAAGGGAACCAUUGUAGAGGUCAAUGUGAGUGAACUAGGUCUGGUUACACAAGGAGGCAAGGUGGUUUGGGGUAAAUACGCACAAGUAACAAACAACCCAGAGAAUGACGGCUGCAUCAAUGCUGUCUUACUAGUAUAAACAGAUCCCAGAGACUGACUGUAGCAUGUUCAGAUUGGACAAUGGACUCUGUGCAUGGACUCACGAGGGCGCCCUCCAGGGCGAAGCGAGAACCCUGGAGCACACUACCAAUCUCAGAUCUUGCAAAUGGCGUAACAUGUACAUAAGCCAGUACUUCUGACAAACUUAGUUGGUUUGUAUUAUUGCCAAUGUCUGGAGUGAGAUUGCGGAAAUACGAAAAAAAUCUGCGAGAUAAUCUGCAGAGAGUUCGAGGGUCGCCAAGGGUCCUGGAGCAACGUAGGGUCUAUGAUAUAUGCAGGCAUGCAACUUUUCCUCGGAUCCGCUGAUUUCCUCGUUUUUUUUAUUUCUCAUGAAUGCCAUUACAAAUUGAAAAACACUGUACAAAGUCUUGUGUGGUUUGGAGUUUCCUCGGUUUUUUUCUACAUUCCCAGUUGCAUGCCUGUAUGUGUUUGUAUUUGCCUACAGGCAUCCCUUAAAAUACCAAUUUUUUUUGUUUUGUAUAAAUCUUUAACGGUAAAAACACCUUUACAUAGAACCUCAGGCAUUCUAGAUUUCAAAAGGGAUUUGUAUUACAAAUUCUGAAAUUAGGAAAGAUUCCGAGAAAAAAUCUUGAAUCAGGAAAAAUCCUGACAAAUCUUAUACCUGCAGUAUUUUUGUCUCGGGAAAGCUAAUGUACUGCAGAAUAUAAAUUUUUGAAGAGCCCUUAUUCAAGUCAAAUUUGCAGUCACCAUUAUCAAGCGACUUUUUUUUAACUUUGCUUUGGUCGUCUAUGGAUGUUCUCCCAUUUGGAUGUUAUGAUAUCCAAGAUUGGAAAGAAUUCCAUACCUGGACAUCACUUGACACCCUGUGCACAAACCCUAUGAGACUGGUCUGAAAAACUCAAAGUGCUUUCUCAAUAUUUUCCCAAAUAAAUUUGACUUUUUAGGACAUGUUAUUGCUUUCUGAAAAAUUAGUGAUGUCCAUGUGUGGAAUUCUUUCCCCAAGAUUUCUUCAUCAAUGAUGGGUUGAUUCUGAAGACAAAUUUGGUUGAUUCCAUGAGGCAGAGGACUUGUAAUAAACAUGUAUAGCCUGUGAUUGAUAGAACUCUAUGAUGGUGAUCUAAUCUAGGGAUGUAGUCGAAUCCAUCACAAGUCCAGUCACAAGUAAAUCACAAGUCUAAUUGCAAGAAACAGUGGAUGAACAACAAGGAAUGCCUUUUUCAAAGCUCUUUUGAAUAGCUUGUGAUUUGAAGUUGGACUGGAGGACUUGUGAUGGACUUGUGGUGGACUUGACAUCAUCCCUUAUCUAAACCACAAAGCAUACACCAGGGAAGCCCAGUAUUCAAAUUCAGACACAAAAUCCACAUUUUUGUUUAAUUUAAAGCAAACUGAACUCUAAAAUAUCAGGCAUCUU
This is a messenger RNA of Patiria miniata (bat star), 2270 nucleotides long. RefSeq names its product ribosome biogenesis protein NSA2 homolog (gene nsa2). Gene Ontology annotation, cellular component: nucleolus; preribosome, large subunit precursor. Gene Ontology annotation, biological process: maturation of 5.8S rRNA; maturation of LSU-rRNA. Bases 96 to 878 code for a protein of 260 amino acids. The transcript has 9 exons. The record is from RefSeq and is a predicted model, not a curated record. Lineage: Eukaryota; Metazoa; Echinodermata; Asteroidea; Valvatida; Asterinidae.